Vanrija pseudolonga is the source of this 1830-nucleotide messenger RNA. Its product is annotated as MFS transporter asaE. The coding region runs from base 1 to 1830 and encodes 609 amino acids. The record is from RefSeq and is a predicted model, not a curated record. Gene Ontology annotation, biological process: transmembrane transport. Lineage: Eukaryota; Fungi; Basidiomycota; Tremellomycetes; Trichosporonales; Trichosporonaceae. Gene Ontology annotation, cellular component: membrane. The transcript is spliced from 2 exons. Gene Ontology annotation, molecular function: transmembrane transporter activity.
AUGGACACCAACGACGACACGGACGCAACGGCCACCGGCAUCGAGCUGGGUAGCGUCACGCACGCGCGGCGCAGGUCGAGCGCCGGCGCCGGUGCUGGCGCUCGGCCCUUCGCGACGGCGUUUGCGCUCACGCCGCUCGAGCCGGCCGGAGAGGACACCUCCGCCGCCGUGUCCUCCGCCUUCGCAAGCACAGACACCGACGACACCGCAACGGCGGGCAUGACCAUCGCCGAGCGGCGCGCAUCGCGCGGCUCCCGCUCCGAGUCGUUCGCGUUCGCCAACCGCACCAUCGCGAUCCCGCAGCUCACGCCCCCACCCGACUCACCGUUCGAGGACGACGACGAGCGCGCCGAGCUCGAGGCAAAGUUGCCUGCGCCGAGCCCGGUCGCGCUGCCCGACUCGCUCGGCGUCGCGACUGCGCCGAGCAUCGGCGCCAGCGUGCCCCCCACGCCGGCGGAGACGCCGACCCCGUGGCGUAUCUCCGCGGAGCUGGAGCGCGGCGGAUACUUUGCGAGCCUGCAGGCCACCGAGCCGGCCACCGAGAGCACGGAGCAGCUGGGCGCCGUCGAGACGGAACGCGAGAUCCCCGGCCUCCCGCCCAUCGACGGCGGCCGCGCCGCGCUCCUCUUCCUCCUGGGUGCCUGCCUCACCGAGGGCAUCGUCUGGGGCUUGCCCUACUCGAUCGGUGUGCUGCACGAGUACUGGCUCAGCACCAUGUUCAAGGACGGCAACGCCGAGGGCACGCUGACCAUGGCGUCCACUCUGCCCACCGCCAUGCUCCAGUUCCUCGGCCUGCCUCUCGGCCCGAUCUUUGCCGCCAUGCCAUGGCACGAGCGCCGCAUUCAAUUCGCCGGCAUCGCCAUCGCGGCCCUCUCGCUCGUCGCGUCGGCGUAUGUCACCAAGCCCUGGCACCUCGUCAUCACCUUUGGCAUCCUGUACCCGGCCUCGGGGGCCGUCUACCUCCCCUUCGCAGCCAACCUGUUCCAAUGGUACCACAAGUACAUUGGCCUGGCUACCGGCGCCAUGAUCUGCGGCACGGGCAUCGGCGGCACCGUGUAUCCGUUCAUCGUGACGAGUCUCCUCGCUCGCAUCGGGUACAAGUGGACCAUGAUCAGCAUGGGGGUGAGCUUUGCGCUGCUCCUCUCCCCGCUCGUGCUCCUCAACAAGCGGCGUAUCCCCGUCUCGCGCUUCCCCACCUCGCGAGACCACGCCGCACCCCGCCUCGACUGGGGAUGGCUGCGCCACCCGUCACCGUGGGUCGCGUUCGCCUGCAUCUUCAUCACGUCGCUCGGCGGUUUCAUCCCGCUCGUGUGGAUCCCGUCGUUCGCCGUCGCCGUCAACGCGACCAAGCCCGGAGGCACUGCUCUCGUCGCGCUCAUGAACGCGCUCACCAUCCCCGGUAACCUGCUCGCGGGACACUUGUCCGACCGCCUGCCAGUACGUUUCGUCAUGGGCGUGUACUGCGCCAUCGCGACGGCCGCAUGCCUCGUGUUCUGGGGCGUUCUCGGCACCACACCCGGCGCACUGCUUGCCUUUGCGCUUGUCUGGGCCAUGACGGCGGGAUGUCAGCCGGCCAUGUGGGCAACCAUGAUCAAGGUGUUUGCGCGCGGCGAUCAGAACGUGCCGCCGCUGGCCUUUGGCAUUGUCAUGAGCCUCCGGUCGGUGGGCAGUCUCACCUCUGGCCCGCUCUCGACGGCGCUCCUCAAGGCCCCUCCGAUGCACGGAUCCAUCGGCGCGUUCGGCCACACCAACUAUGGCACCCUCAUCAGCUUUGUCGCUGCCAUGACAUUUGGCGGUACGCUGACCAUGUUCGCCUUCCCAUCCAAGUAA